Pseudogymnoascus verrucosus is the source of this 1542-nucleotide messenger RNA. RefSeq lists its product as uncharacterized. Gene Ontology annotation, molecular function: FAD binding; monooxygenase activity. Lineage: Eukaryota; Fungi; Ascomycota; Leotiomycetes; Thelebolales; Thelebolaceae. The transcript has 4 exons. Gene Ontology annotation, biological process: secondary metabolite biosynthetic process. Bases 191 to 1507 code for a protein of 438 amino acids. The record is from RefSeq and is a predicted model, not a curated record.
CUCAUUGAUCUGCGGAUGGGGAAAGGUGUCGGAACCGGAAUGGGGAUAAACGUGAAUGCGAUAGCGCCUCGAAUUAAUUUACUCUCAUCUGAUAUAUCCUUGACCUUCAAUUGUUGAAAGCAUUGUCAAGUAUCAUAGUUCUCAGUUCUAAAUACGACUCGUACAUUAACCAUAGUAGAUCAGUGUCAAAAUGGCGGACGAAGUGAAGAAGUUGAAGAUAUGCAUCAUCGGCGCCGGCAUGGGCGGGCUGGCUUGCGCCCUAGCAUUGGCCAAGAAGGGAUUCCAGGAUAUUGAAGUGUUUGAGACAGCCUCAAACCUCGGUUUUGUUGGCGCCGGUAUCCAACUCGCUCCUAAUAUGGUGCGAAUUCUCGAUAGGCUUGGUGUCUGGGGGGAAGUGGAGAAAGAAGCUGUUAUUCUCAAGGAAACAAGCAUUAGGCAGGGCGCAACUGACACCGAGUUGGGACAUGUGUCACUGGACCAUGUCUACAAGACUUACGGCUAUUACCACUCGGUCGGCCACAGAGCUUCCUUAGCAGGUGCUCUGUAUAACGGCUGCAAGCGCGAAGAAAGCAUCAAAUUCCACUUUUCCACAGUCAUGGGAGGGGUGACAUCUUUCUCUCCAAAGCCAACCUUCACAGCUAUACCACGAGACGGAGAGCCUUACACAGUCGAGGCCGACAUCCUCCUAUCCUCCGACGGAGUCAAGAGCACAACCCGAGUCGAAAUGCUCAAACAGAUCGGAGCCACCGCAGAGAUCAUAGACACAAAGCAAGCCGCCUACCGCAUCAUGCUGACGCGCGACCAAAUGAAACACGACCCCGAGCUCCUGGCCCUCAUCGACGGCCAGCGCGCCACCCGCUGGGUCGGCGAAAAGAGGCACAUCAUCGCAUACCCCGUCUCCGGGAACAACAUCUACAACCUCUCCACCACACAGCCUGAUACCAACUUUGCUGCCGCCCCCUCCGAGACCUACACCACCAAGGGCUCGAAAUCAGCUAUGCUCGGCGUCUUCUCAGACUUCUGCCCGCUCAUCCAGCGCAUGCUGAAUCUCGUCCCCGAAGGCGAGGUUUGCGAGUGGAAACUCCGCGUGCACUCCCCACUUCCGACCUGGGUCCAUGGCUCCGUUGGCCUGGUAGGCGACGCGUGCCACCCGACGCUACCACAUAUGAACCAGGGUGCUGCGCAGGCGAUCGAAGAUGCGGGCGUACUGGGGGAGGUGCUGGCUCUGCUGCCAGAUGGGAGUCCGAAGAGCAUCAACAAUGCGUUGAGAGUGUACGAGGGGGUGCGAAAGGAGCGGGCGGAAAUGCUGGUUGAGCUUGCGGCGGCAUCAGGGCGGGCAAUGCAUUUGGGAGAAGGGAAGGCGAAGGAGGAGCGUGAUAGGGCGUUUAAGGAGGGGAAGGCGGUGCCGGAUAAGUGGGCGGAUGCGCAGGUGCAGAAGACGAUUUAUGGAUUUGAUUGUAUGGAGGUAGCCAAAGAGGCGUUUAAGGAGGAGUUUGGGAAGAUGUAAGAGCGAUCGUGUUUAGUUGCCAAUAUACAAAGCAU